Messenger RNA from Dermochelys coriacea (leatherback sea turtle), 1997 nucleotides. RefSeq names its product XK related 9 (gene XKR9). Gene Ontology annotation, cellular component: plasma membrane. Lineage: Eukaryota; Metazoa; Chordata; Testudines; Dermochelyidae. Gene Ontology annotation, biological process: engulfment of apoptotic cell; phosphatidylserine exposure on apoptotic cell surface; apoptotic process involved in development. The record is from RefSeq and is a predicted model, not a curated record.
CGAUCGCAGCCCGCAGAUCCGGCGGCUAGUGAAGACGUACCCUCGAUGAGGUGGAGUCCAGGAGUCGACGGGAGAGCGAUAGAUGGUCGCGAAAUCGACCGCCAAUGCAUCGAUUGCCACAGCGUCGAUCCUCCAAUUUUGUUAGCACAUUCCCACGUUUUGUGCCAAGAUCAUGAAUGAAAAUGUUAAAGAAGAUUGGUCCCAAGACUGAUCCCUCAAGGGCAUUCCCUCUGCUGAAUAUGAAAGAUCUGCUGAAAACAAUAGAGGAGCCAGCAACUAGGAAGAAUGACAUCUACCAGCAUAAUUAAAAAGAUGUUUACAUGUACGCUUUCUGGAAUGGACAUGUAGCAAUGGAAUUAGUUUAGUAUUCUAGCAAAGAGCAUAAAAAUUGAAGUCUCUUUAUUUUGAUUCAAUUUUCCAUACUGAAAAUAUACACUACAGCUUUCCUUUAUAGAAAACAUUAUGAAGCUUGAGAUAGGAAGUAGACAGAACAGGAGACUCGUAAUAGCUAGGUCACUAUUCAAAAUUUGGUCUGGUCAAUAUCAAUUAAGUUGUAUCACUAGGUGUAAGAGUGUAUUUAGAUAUGCUCUGACUUCUUCUUAUAUUAAGUGAUAACACAAUGACAAUGAAAAACUAACUCAUAAUGAAAUUAACUAAAUGGAAUUUUACUAUGUCAGUUCUUGGAAUUGUAAUUUAUGUAGCUGAUAUUGCAGCAGAUAUCUGGGUCAUUAGUAACUAUUUCUGUGAGGGACAAUAUUCUUUGGGUAUCUUGACACUGGUUUUUAGGUGUCUGUCAUCAAUAGUACAGAUUUUUAGUUAUGAAUGGUUUAAAGAAGACUGUGGAAGCCCUGAUCCUGGGAAGCUGAACUGGAUUUUUCUACUUCAUUUCUUGCAUGGUGGAAUUUUUAUAAGGUAUUGGUUUGCAUUGAAAGAUGGCUACCAGGCUGCUUUUAAACAAAACAGCUCUGGAGAUAAACUUACUGGGGGCCCUGCCAGUAUCAUUCAUAAACGUGCCAUUGAUGCAUUGACUGAUAUUAGUAUGCUCAGGGUAUUUAAGACUUUCCUGGAGACCAUACCCCAGCUCAUUCUUCAGAUUUACAUCCUGAUGGAGCAUGACAAGGCUGCCUUCAGUCAGUAUGCUUCCAUCAUCACAUCUUUCUGCAGCAUUUCCUGGUCAACAUUUGACUAUCAGAUAUCAUUACGAAAAUCUCUGCCUGAUAAAAAUCAAUUUGCUGGGGUGCCUCCUAAGUUACUAUACCUCUUGUAUAAACUGUUCACACUGACUUCUUGGAUACUGAGUAUUGCACUGGCCACCCUAUUAAAUAUCAUAAGUUGUAUAUUUCUGCUAAUAUUUCUUUGGACCUUGGGCUUCAGCUGGACUUUGAAGCAACACACUAUGUUUUGCAAAUCUAAGAGGAUGGAAUUUUUAUACAGGACUGUUGUUGGGAUCAUUCUUAUUUUUACAUUUUUUAAUGUCAAGGGGGAAACAAAAAUAUAUAUUUCUAGUUAUUAUGCCACUCAUGUGCUUGUAACUUUAGGCAUAAUGUGUAUGUGUUUGUUCUGGAAGACUUCAGUUACUGAGCAAGUAUAUUUUACAUUUGUGAGCAUCACAGUUGUUCUCACUCUGGGGUUAGGUAUUAUUUGUCUUAUUGUUUAUUAUACGUUUUUCCACCCCACUAUUUAUUUCAAACAAGAAAGUGCUUCAGAUAAAGUUGAUGGACUAGCAAGAGAAAGAGAAAAAGAAGAAAUCAGUAGAAUAAGAAAUUUCAUAAUGCAAUGAAGAGUAUAGAAUUAUGUGAAUUUUUAAAUAUGUGCAAAUCAAAGCAAAUAUUACCUGUACUGUUACUUAUUCUGUCUUUACUUUUGAUACUUGCAAUGAGCAUUUCAAGUAAAAAAAUUGCUAAUGGGAACGGUAGUAGUUACCAGCUCUGAAUAAUUAUUGCUUCUGCUGUACUACUCUACAAAGCAAAGACUUUUUAUAAAAUAAACUGAACACU